Phytophthora nicotianae INRA-310 is the source of this 2946-nucleotide messenger RNA. RefSeq lists its product as hypothetical. The record is from RefSeq and is a predicted model, not a curated record. The transcript has a single exon. Bases 289 to 2946 code for a protein of 885 amino acids. Lineage: Eukaryota; Oomycota; Peronosporomycetes; Peronosporales; Peronosporaceae. Gene Ontology annotation, molecular function: metal ion binding.
GCGAGACGCGGGAGCACUCAUGCCCAGGAAGAAGAGGACGAGGAGGUGGAGGAGACUCAGGAAGAAUUCCAGGAGCUCGAGAGACGGGCGAGUGCCGGCACAGCGACUGAGGCGGCACCUCUGCGUGUGGUGAUCCGUCCUGUGGCCGAAGAUGACGAAGAUGACGCUGGAGAAGAGUACGAAGACGAGGAUGAUGACGAUGAGAAACCACUCGACGAGGAAGAGCUUGAGGCAGCCGCGACGGCGCUGCAAACAGCCACACGCAUCGUCGAAGAGCUGCGCCUUAAGAUGCUGCUCAAGGCGGGUCAGCAGAUGGAACGGCAGCGACAGGACAAUAGUGAACCUCCUAUCAUAGUGGAGGAUACCCCUUCAUCAACCGGAGGACCCGGUGUGCCAGUGCCACAUGCACAAGUGCGCUCCAACUCUACAUGCAGCGGCUGUGGCAAGUCGUUUAACCCGUUCCAUCGCAGUAAGAACUGUGCGGCGUGUGGGUUUGCGUUUUGUCCCAAAUGUUCGUCCAAGAAUUUCGUGCUACCGACCUGCUUUGGAUAUCGCGAUGAGUCGGUACGUACGUGUGACCUAUGUGCAAAGUGGUUCCAGAAAGCAAUGGACCGCUACUUCGAUGCUAUGGAACUGGCAAAAGAACAAGAGCAAGAGUCUUCAAUCCAUCGUGGUAGCAUGGGAGAAAUCACGAUAGAGGAGAAACCCCGCUCAUUGUCCAGUUUCAACAGCGUUCCGGUGUCUACACCAAGCACGAACGAUGGAAUACUGUCAGUGAUAACGCGACGCUCGUCUGUUUCGUCUCUUGAUCCGGCUCCUAGCUGUCCCAGUGACGACGUGGCGGAUGAAAGUGUCGAAAAUGAAGACCAGAUCACUCCAUCAACCUCCACGUCCUCAACUUCUAGACGUCGGCAUCGACGUUCAUCGAUAGCGUCAGCUCCGUCCCCGUCGAUAAACAAGAACAAACCAUGGUUCAGUGGCCACUUGCGCGCGAUGCAUGUGAAUGAUCGACUACCACGCAAGAAGAAGACAAGAGGAGAGAGCGAAGGUGGAGAGACUGAAAACAACAGCCCAGAGCUGCGAUCGCGAAGGAGUCGAUUGAGUAGUGUGGCGUCGUCUAAGAGUAGACACACCAAUGAGGAUGCAGACGAGAAACAGCACGAGAAUUCAGCGGGAAGUAGUCCGAUAGAUAUCCAAGACGGAGAAGAUGCCUCAAAAAGCUCAGGUACUGGACGUGGGUCGUCAUUGACGAUAUCUGUGAAGCCUGCCAAUGACUCAGAUGAUUCCAACCGUCCUAGAAGGAAAACUCGACGCUCCAAGUUCUCCAGAUCGGCUAGUUUUGAUCUAGCGAACCUACAGUCAAGUGUAUCACCUGACUCAUCGCCAGAAAUGAGGCGCUGCAAUACGUUUGGCCCAGAUGACGGGAGAAAACUUGCGUCGGACGUCGUAAGCAGUGGUGGUAGUGAUCGCUCGAACAGCAUGCUCUCACUAAAGGCGUUUGAUGACAGCGAUAUCGUGGAUGAGCGUGCACAGCUCGAUUCAGCAGAUGUGAAGAUGAAAAGUGAAGCAAAACUAGCUGCAGCUGUGUUGCGCUUCGCUGUGUACGAGAUGGGUGGGAAAGAAGGCGCUGGAUUACGUCGUACGUUUGGAUUUACUAAGGCGAACCCAGUGCUGGAUCGGUAUACGUUGGAGCUUGAUUGUCGCCAGCGAAUCGUACGAGCCAAGUCUGUGUUCAUGCAUCGCUUCUGGUCAUUCCAUUGUGACUCGGUCCAGUCAUUCGUGUCUGGCUCCUCGGAUGGAAUGGCAAGGCUUGUUGUAUUCAAUGGCGGACAGGGCAAUCAAACGCUAGAGCUAAAAUUUGCAAAUGAUGACGAACGCGAGCAGUUCAGGCAGGCCAUGGAUAGCUGCCGAUCAACCAACUUGGAUAGGAUGCGCAAAUUUGCUUCACGGACUGCUAUGUCACUUCCUGCGCGACCUGAACUUCCAGCAUCUCCCGUACUGGAGAAUUUCCGCUCACCGGUACCACUAGAGCCGAGUACUACCUACUCAGCAGACACAUCCACGUCGAUCGAGUCAGAAUUGGGCCUCACUCAUGAUACUGGUUGCAGCAUUUCUGCCGAUUCUGCAGUCGUACAGUCGAUUCACGUGCCGCUAUUACCUGGGGAAGUGGUGGUGAAAGACACGGAGCUCCAAGCGACAUUGCUCAUCGGCCCCGUUAGUGAAACUUACGAGUCCACACUUGUAUGGGGCAGAAUUCGCGGCAAAAUCGCCGUGACGAAUUACAGAGUGAUCUUCACGCCGUUCGAACGAGUGCAAGUGCAGGCGCGAUGUGGUGGACAAGGUGGUAUUGCGUACAUCCCGCUGUUUGCUAUUACACACGUUCAACUCCUUUAUCCUGGUGGCCGCCGACCAAAAUCUGGACGCACAUAUUACGCAGGAAUGGCAGGGUCAGCGUCGAUUAUUUCAAUCAACUGCAAAGACGUCCGCGUGAUGAGAUUCCAGCUGGACAGCCAUGCUUCCGUUUCAGACGAUCAUGCCCAUAAACUACGUGCAACAAUUGCAAAACUGGCUGAUGCAUCGCAGCGGUACACCGUUGUCGAACGGGGAAGUCCAAUGCGAACAUCACCUGGACUUGGUCCACUGUCGAGCUCAGCUAGUGACAGUGACACAUUACCAGAUAGAGAGGGAGACAAUUCCUUGCAUGAAAGCAAGGAACCCUUUUUCCAGAACUCCUCACGGACCCCAGCGUAUGCUGCAUCACCAGUUCUACGUCCAGAUCGGAUGCUGACGCUUCCUCGCGAGAUAAGCGGGUCUUUUGCGUUCUCGUAUUCGAUCAGCAAUGUCCCUCCCGAUCAAAAUGGCUGGAAUUUGUUCGUCGACGAGCGCGAGUUCAAGCGACAAAUUGGCGGCGACCCUGCCGUUUCCCCAUUCCUAAAGGUACGGUAA